Penicillium nucicola is the source of this 1440-nucleotide messenger RNA. Its product is annotated as AAR2 splicing factor family protein. The coding region runs from base 1 to 1440 and encodes 479 amino acids. Lineage: Eukaryota; Fungi; Ascomycota; Eurotiomycetes; Eurotiales; Aspergillaceae. The transcript has a single exon. Gene Ontology annotation, biological process: spliceosomal tri-snRNP complex assembly. The record is from RefSeq and is a predicted model, not a curated record.
AUGGCAAACCAAAAACCCACACCAACAAUCCUCCUGCCAGACCUCCCUCCAAAAUCCCUCGUGGGCAUCGACCUAAUAACAUUCACCUCAACCGCAAACUUUCACGGCAUCCGCGACCUCCCAGCAGGCUGGCACUUCCUCUAUACAGGCGCAACAGAAACGCUCUCCCUACGCAGCGGCGCGUGGUUCUACAUCGGUGACAUAGGCACCGCGGGCAAAGGGUGCAAUGAUACCGGACUCGUUUCGCUGAAGAGAAAGAAUCAACUCCAGAAUUCCGUGCCGGAAAUAUAUAUCUGGAAAUGGAGCGAAAAUACCGAGUCUUUGGUUUCGCUGAAUGCGGACAGUGAUUCUGCAAAGCAGGAAACUAUGCGCCAUAAAGCUAACCUGGGUUCUGUUUGGCAGAGUGGAGGUCUGUUUCGGUAUCGGAGUCGGAUUUCGAAGUCUAUGCUUGUUAAGACGAAAUCUGAGGAUCAGAAGAGCCAAGAGCAAGAUGAUGGACAAGAUCAAGAUCAGGAACCGGAUUUAGCUGAGGCUCCGACUCCAGUUGAGGAUGAGGAGGAGACAGAGGCGAAUGGGCGGAGAGAUUGGUCGGGGUUGACAGAUAGAAUCUCGCCGGCUUUAUUAUCGCGUGUUAUUGGGGGUCCUGAGGUUGAUGUUGAUGGACAUCCGCGAUGGGUGUUGACGUCUGCUUCUACGGCUGACCGCGAUGCGGAUCACAUCCCCGGUGUUGACUCGCCUGCUGAAGGUAAGAAUGAUCCUGAAGCUGGUGACGAACGAGAACGGGAAUUUGGAUUUCUUCCCAUUGAUCUCAAGCGCACUUGGAGAGAAGGUGCUGUUGGGCGGGAAAGGACAGAAGCUGCGCAGGACCGGUCUUGGGCUCUUGGGGAGUUACUUGAUCGGUAUUCUGGGGAUGCUUCUGGGGGGAAUCAGGUUAUCGGAGAGUUGCAAUUUACGUUCCUGAUGGUGCUCACUAUGAUGAACUAUUCAUGUCUGCAGCAGUGGAAGCGGCUUCUUGAGCUGAUUCUCACCUCCCGGCAAGCAAUUCUUGACAGGGACGAGUUCAUGAGUGAGGUUCUACGGUUACUGGCUUUGCAGUUGCAGCGGUGUGAUGAUGUUGAUGGUGGACUUUUCGAAAUCGAUGGAUAUGAUGGUGGUGCGUUCCUGCGCAAGCUGCUCACGAAGCUUCGACAAUCCGUUGAUGAGCUUGUUGGUAACCGAAAGGAUUCCAUGGUGAAGGUUGAGCUUGACAAGCUUGAGGAAUGGGUCAGGAUUGAAUAUGAUUGGGAACUGCAUCGCGAAGCUAUUCUCCGCCGGGGUAUGCUCCAAUUGGAGGACGGCGAGGAGGUGGAGAUGGAUAUGGAGGAGAACGAUGAAGACGAAGAGACUGGCGAGUAUGCUCCUAUGAUCGUCGAUCUGGGAGAUGGAGAUGGAGACGCAUAA